Molecule: messenger RNA, 696 nt
Organism: Closterium sp. NIES-67
Lineage: Eukaryota; Viridiplantae; Streptophyta; Zygnematophyceae; Desmidiales; Closteriaceae
Source: the annotation of a GenBank genome assembly
UUGCACAAGUAUUUCUAAAUACUUUUCGCUGCGCCGGAGGCGAUAGUCGCCUAGAACUGGUAUCAGAGCUAGCGUCGAAUUGUUGGCGAAAAUUUUCUGCGUGGAGUCUACUUAGUGCGCUAAGUAGAGCAGAGGAGUUAAAGGAGAGUAGCCUAAGCCUACGUCAUGGCGGGUGACGAGGUUAGUUCGGGAUCCAGUGUGAGCAUUGGAGACCCGCAGAUGAGAGCUCUCCUGGAGGCCCUGUCGAGGGGGCAGUUUGUUGUGAAACCGACGAUUGGGCUCAGCGAGGCCCAACGUUUCAAUGGAAGCAGCUACAGUACGUGGCGCUUGAAGUUCAGUCGAAGGGCGGAGGAGGUGGACCUUUGGCCCUACUACUCGCCAAAAAAGGAGACAGUGGAGGGAGUACCUCCUACUGAGACGGAGCCGGCGGAGAAAAUUGCAGAAUUCAGGAGGAAGAUAUUGCCGUCAAUUUGGACCCGUUUAAGCGUGAGGUGAAUUCUGCGGAGAAGGCCUGGGCAUGUUUGGAGAGCAUGUAUCUUAGGCCAAGCAACGCUAACAAGUCUGCUGUGCGUAAGAAGUUGUUGUUGCUCAGCAUGGGAGAGGAAGAGAAGAUCAUCGACUACGUCAACAGGGCGCGCAGCCUCAACGAUGAGCUAGCGGCGAUGGGAGAUGCUGAGAACGAGGAGCAAAUGAUCG